UACAGCCAUGGCGCUCUGGUGGAAGCUUCAGCGACACUCCCUAACGCUGGUGCAGAAGGUACCAACGAACGAGGCCUCUUCCUUCCUUUGAUUUAGACUCUUGCAACGCUUGCUAAUAUUCAAAGCUCGCUUUGGUAUACAGGAGGAGAGAGCGGCGGUGCUAGCCAUGAUUCAUUUGGCCUUGAGGCAUACCGUCUAAUUGUGUCAUUAACGCCGGAGUUUUCACCGCCAGCACCUGCAACCACGCACGCAGGGGAAAAUAUAUUCCAAAUCUCUGAAAUAUUGAAAUCUGUGACGGCGCGGUUUCAAUUUUUGGGGCAGUCUGGGACGGUGGAGCCAAUCGGUCAUCGGUUCGAUCCUCGCGGGAGACAGGUGUAUCGGGGUGACGGCAUCAGAUGUGCUGGUCCUCUCAUUUGACGCUCGUGCUGAGACAAUAACCCACGUAACGUUCCGUUCCCCGCUGGGAGGAUAGGAAGGGUUUAUACAGGAGAGGGGCUGUCUACGCGACAGGGGAUAGAACCGACCGAGCGCUGCUGCUACUGCCAUUGUGUAGGAAACGGCGUCACUUUUUCCUGUCUGACAACCGAGAAAUUCUACCAGCAGCCGAGCGAGAGAGAGAUGCCAUCAGGCAACGACGUAUGCGUGUCCCCGCCGCAAGGUGUCUUGUGAGAUGCAUGAAAGUGAGAGUGAUGCGUAAUCCCCCACCGCGUCCGUCUUGGAGGAGGAGGUUUGCGGAGGGUGUUGCCGGCUGGGCGUCUUGGAAUGCGCGCAGGAGGCCGGCGAAUUAGCAUCUCAAAUACCCCUAGCACCGCUGCUUGGCCCGCAGAAGGAAUUCCAAAUUUCGGGUGGAUGUGUGUGACGCGCGUUGCGGGGAGAAGGUGGGCCCUUUAUUAUUCUUCGAUCACCAGUAAUCUGGAAUAACGGCUAGAGGUAGGAGGCGAGGGAGGCUGGGACAUUACUGUAGCUGCUGCUAUGGGUGGGACUACGGACGGGGGAGACUCCGGGGCCAUGGGGGCCGCGACGACAGCUACAGGGAGGCGGGCAGAUUCACCGACAGGGAUUCGACACGAUUAAUGUAUUCAGAUAGCCUUGGUUGUUGUGGACGUACAGCAGACUGGUAGUGGUAGAGUCAAGCCGCCACCACGCACGUCUGGCUUGCAGGUAGGGGUCCUGUUGCGGGUGUUUUGCCGACCGGACGGAGAACUGUGGGAUGUGCUACGAUGACUGGCUCGGAGCAGCAGCAUCAGCAUCAGCACUCCGCCUCAACAUCCCCGGCCCACCGCGGCUCUGUCUCCAAGCAGAGCACCGUGGUCCGCCCGGUGGAUCGCAGAAAGUCCGGCGACACACUCAUCUUCCUGAACAUCGGAGGAUGCAAGUACGAAGUGUGGCAAAGCACCUUGGACCAGUACCCCGACACCGUGCUGGGCAGCAAGCUACGGGACCGCUUCUACGACGAGAAGAAGAACGAGUUCUUCUUCGACCGCGACCCGGGCCUCUUCAGGUAUAUUCUAAAUUUUUACCUUACGGGGACCCUUCAUGCGCCCGUGGUGGAAGACACCAGCGCGUUUGAUGACGAGAUAGGGUACUUCCAAAUCAAUCCCGAUUUCUACAUGGGUUUAUGUUGCUACGAAGGAUAUCUAGAUCGAAAGGGAUUUGACAUUAAGACGGGGAGAGUUCGCAAUUCGUUUGACGAGGAGGAGAAAACCCCGGAAAAGAAGGGGCCCCUCACCAUUCGCGAAAACCUUUGGGAGACGGUCGAGAACCCGCAGUCGAGCACCCAAGCGAAAAUCUUUUUCUACGUGACCGGAUUUUUUAUCGCACUUUCUGUUGGCGCUACUAUCAUAGAGACAGUGUUUUGUCAGGAGACUGUCAACCCGACGUUUGAGGAUGAACUGAGGCUUGCAAGAUGUAAGGUGAUCUUCAUGUGCAUAGAAACGGCCUGUGUGGUUGUGUUCACCAGUGAGUACUGUGUGAGAUUAUACGCCUCGCCGGAAAGAGUCAAAUACGCCAGGUCCUUCAUGUCUGUCGUGGACGUGAUUUCUAUAUUUCCGUUCUACGCUGGCCUGUGCCUUCCCGAGAGCAAUCAACUGCAAGGCGUUUUUGACACCACCCGAGUAUUCAGGGUGUUUCGAGUCUUCAAGCUAUGCAGGUCCUCUCCAGGUAUGAUCCUCCUCGGCAAGACACUGAAAAAAUGCGCCAGUGAUCUGAGUUCCCUCGUUAUGGCACUUAGUCUCCUUAUUCUCGUGUUCACUACGAUGUUGUACUACAUGGAAAAGAACUACGACGGCACACUGUUCACGUCCAUUCCCGCCGGGUUCUGGUUUACCAUCGUUACCAUGACGACCGUGGGGUACGGUGACAUGUACCCUUCCGGUUUUCUGGGGAAGCUCCUGACGGCGGUGUGGGCGGUGUCCAGUGUGAUCGUUCUGGCAUUGCCGCUGACUAUUCUAGUCGAUACGUUCACCAACAUCCGGGAAUCUAUGAUGAAGCCUACCAGGCGGAGAGAUGGGACCGAAGAGGAGUCCAACAACAACAACAAAUCUCCUGAGAAAACGGGGUCGAGCAAGUCUAGGAAGAGCAUAGAGACGGUUGAAACUGUGGUAGAAAUGAACGUUCUGAAUAAAGAUCCCACAGCAGUGGUGAAAGACUUGCUACAAGUCGAUGUAACCAACGACAAGCGGCCCCCGUCUCGAACCCCGAGUGUAGCUUCCGAAGAAAAGACUGAAAAGUCUGAAAAAGCGGAAAAGAAUUCCAUAACAAUCAACGUGCCGACCGAAAAUAAGACGUCGGAUGUAAGUGAAGAGAACAAGAAGAAUACCUGCAACACGAGUUCAACUAAAAACGUUUCCGAAGACGAUAACAAAAACGCCCCAAACGAAAACGAAGAAAACAUGAUUGACAAAAACGUUCCCAACGAAAACGAAAAGAACGCGAAAAACGAAGUCACAGUCACCCAACCGACCGAGAGUAUCAAGACUGGCGACGUCAAAAAGACCGGGCACAACAGGAAUAAAAGUUCCAGAAGUUCCAAUACCAGUAAAAAUAGCGGCGUGUCAACAAACGACUAUCCACCUUCUGCAACCGCGACGCUUUCUGAUCAAGACUCGGCGUCGCAACAUUCUAUAGACACUAGAGUUUAGCAAAUACCAAUAACACAAAUAUUACAACCACAGGGCAAUACAAUACACCAAUAUUGCCACGCAGUACCGUCUGCUUGGAUAUUGAGCCAGAACGUUUAUUGCGGUGUAACUGAAUACACCAGUGCCCCUUCGAAAAAUCACUUAAAAAAGGAAAACAAAAAGCCUGUCUGGUGAUACCUGAAGUUUAUUCCCUGGAACCCUGAUCUGUAAAAAUGUGGAAUCGGGACCAGGUCUCCCGGAGGUUGGCGAGCAACGACAAUUGUUCUUCUUAGACAAGUUCUUCACCGUAAAGAUCAGGCGUAUGAACUGGGGCGAUGAACCGUCUUACGGCUGGCGAGGUCCACUUCUUCAACGCAGACAUUGCCACCACUUUAUCACGGGACGCAUUCUGUCGUAACUGGAUACUAAACGCGAAUGGAAUAAUAACAACCAACAACGGAAAAUUGAGACAAGAAGGAGUGACGUUCGCGUAUUGAAAAUGAUGAAAUUGUGUAUGGCUGACUCGUUCACGAAGGCGCAUCAUUUAAUAUUCGAUUGAAAUCGACAUUUCGGAGGCGGCAGCCAUCUUGAAAAGAAGCACCAUUGAUCGAUGUAUCGAGAAAGGAAUCUGCUGACAAACAAAAAAUACCUUCACCACGUUUCUAAUGUACGAGAAAUUAGAGAUAUUCGGAUCAAUUCUAAAACGUAGAGUCAAAAACAGCCACAGAAAUAAUAUGAUAAAGAUCUUCCACUACUGUAGAAAGGACUAGAAUUUGACACAAAUUAAUUUCAAACUGCAAACAAGAUCACCGGACUGUUUCUCGCCAGGACUGAUGUAAACACAACGAUGUAAAGAAGGACAAAAAACAAUUCGGAAGGUUUGUCAAUUCGUAGUCUUCCUGCGGGUUCGUGUUCGGAGAAAAAACAUCUACCAUAUCUUAAGACGUCACCGUGCUAAUAUCAAGAUGGCGGAUUCUGAAAAUCGCGUUGUUUACUUGGAAUGGCGAUCUCACUGUGGGCAAAGCUAAUCCAAACUGUAGAUACAAAGACUAUUAAGGGCAAUACCUAGCUGAAGGGAAAUUUUCUACCAAAUCUUAGGUAGAAGUUAGGAACAAAAAAAAAGGAUUAGAUCUAAAAAUGCAGGUAGACUGUAGAAUUUAUAAAUAGCAUCGAAAAAGCAAUAUUCAACUUUCAACAACGUGCAUGAACGAACCAUGUGAUUGUGAAUAGAUUAAAACCCUCAAAAUCUGCAGAUCCAUGCAAAAAAACUGGCCACAAAGACCCCUUCCAUCACUGUACAUGUUCAUUAGACUGCUCAAAGUGAUGACAACACCCAUUUGUAGAUAACGUGACCCGAAUCACCCAUUUCAACCACCUUACUAAAAAGAUAAAACUGAUUAUAGUAGAACCACAGACAUUUGCAAAAUAAUUCAACGAAUUACCGGUUAUGCAUAAAAUAUAGUGUAGGAUACUGAAAAGGAUCGCAACGUACUAUAGAUAUACUAAAAGGAUAGCUUAAUGCAUUGAGUUGGAUUACAGUGAACGCGCUACUAUUCCGUGCACAUUAGACGCUAUGAACUGUCCUCAAAAGAACAUCCAUUGUUUAACCAGAUGAGUCGUGUUGCCACCGUGUAGCUACAAGGGAAUCUUCAUUCCCUUCUCUCGCAUUAAAAACACACAGUGCAAUAUCUGUAGAUAUUAUCGACCCAUCCGAGACGACAACAGAAAAAUGCUUCCCCAAGGACCUUACUUAUAACAUGUACCAAUAUUCGGAGAGGCAUCUUCGGGUGUGAACUAUCGUGCAUGAUGAAAAACCCUCCAGGAGCGUCUAAAUGACGGAAUCUGCUUCUGAAUCUCUGAAUUAUACUAUGUAUAUAUUGUCUGGAUUUUCCUGCGGGGUAUCCUCGUUGGAGAAGUAUUCCCUUGGGAUCGUGACGUCACAACACACGUUCCGAGGAUGGAUGAGGGAAAACAUUUGCACGUCUGAAGAAGAACCACUUCAACAAUCCAUAUCUGUCCACGAGUCAACGUACGAAGAACGUCUAUCGAAGAGCACAUGCAUGGAUGAAAAAACGUACUCUCAAUAAGAAAUAUGCAAUAUUAUAAACUACUAGGACGUACGUACGCUGUGGAAAGAGACUGAAAGAAAGAAAGAAACACACAGUAUUGCCGCCAUUUUUACACUCAUUCGCAUGGGAUUUAAACCCGCCAUCGUCGGUUGUGUUGGGAUCGAACCUGGGACUACUCCCUAGGGGAAUGCACCAUCCUGAACCUAAGGUAACGCAUUGUUGAGAUUAGGCGAACAUAUCUCUCUACCAUCGAACCCUGCACCCUCCGAUCGUAUCAAAUUUCCACCCGGUACCCGAUACGGGGGGUAAUUUUAUUAGCCUAAAACUGGAAACAUUUUCGGCGACCGCUAAAAGGUGGGAUAUUAAAUAUUCACGAGUUGGCUUGAUGCAUGAGAGCAAUUUUGGGGCGUGGCUGAUAAAAAAAAGUUGAAUUAUAUGCUUGACUUCUUCUAUUCACACUUUCAUAAAGCCGGCCCCAUGAAUAAUUUCUGAACCAACGCCAGUUUGCAACAAAAGUUACAUAACCUGAUUACCAAGCCAAAAUGAUGAAUAGUUCGGUGAAAGAUGGAGCGAAAGAUACGAAUAUCACGCAGUGUUUACAUAUCAAUACAUGCACCACGAACUUUCGCACUUUCUCACCGAUCCAUGAGUCAAAAUUUCAAGAACUGAUCCUCAUUUUUUUUCACAAGAAACGUCCUUAUAGAUUGCUUUAAUCAUGAAAAUACAUGGUUAUGAAAAAGAUCACAAAUAUCUGUUAAUAGGAUAGCGAGGAUGGGUGAUGGUAGAGUGAUAUAAUGUCGCCGGAAUACGCUGCAUGCACUUUUAUACGGACUUACCUUGUUACUAUAAGUACAACUUAGAGGUACAGACAGUCAUCUUAAAAAAGAAAAACGGAAAACUAUUCAAUGACUUCCACGACGAAUGGAAACGUUAUGUACAAAUUUAAUAUAAAUGUGAAGAAUAUAUUUACCCGAUAGUGAUUAAAUAAUAAGCAUCUAUAGUGAGUGCUUUAAAUAUUUGGUCUUUACAUGAUAAUUAUCAAUCGUUCAAAAACCGUGCGAUAUACUGAGUUGACCAAUAAUCAGAAUAUGCAAUUAUCUGGUUUCGAUUAUCACCCUUGCCACAGAGGAGCUACUCCUUUAUUGUCUAGCAUGUGUGUAACAGUAGGUGAUGUUAGAAAUUAUAAUGAAAUACAAAACCUAAGAGAA
Messenger RNA from Branchiostoma floridae (Florida lancelet), 6396 nucleotides. Its product is annotated as potassium voltage-gated channel protein Shal-like. The coding region runs from base 1221 to 3140 and encodes 639 amino acids. Gene Ontology annotation, cellular component: voltage-gated potassium channel complex; membrane. The transcript has a single exon. The record is from RefSeq and is a predicted model, not a curated record. NCBI's taxonomy places the organism in Eukaryota, Metazoa, Chordata, Leptocardii, Amphioxiformes, Branchiostomatidae. Gene Ontology annotation, biological process: potassium ion transmembrane transport; protein homooligomerization. Gene Ontology annotation, molecular function: A-type (transient outward) potassium channel activity.